AUGCAGGAUCAAUUCCGGCAGAUAUCCAUCCAAGAUUUCAACCAGAUGAUCAAGAAUAUUGAGGUUCCCGAAGAGUCUAUGUCGCCACCAAGCCAACAAGAAGAGCAAGUAGUUGGAUAUUUUGAUUCUUUAGACUUUCUGGUGGAUAUGGCACAAUCAGCUAUGGAUUUGGCGGAAGAAAUAGGUCAGAAAGAUGCUGAAGACCUAGUCUAUCCAACACCACCGGAGACGCCAGAAUAUCUACAACCAGCUUCGCUAUUAGCUAUUGGUUCCCCAGCUAGAUCUAAUCAAGAAUCAUCGCACUUAGCUGCAUGGAAAGCAUCGUUUUUGGCUGCACCAUUAAUUCAACCGAAACGACCCGGAGAGAGAACAACCAAGGCACAAUCAGAACGAUUACUUCGACAACCUGAAAAGGAUUUGCACCACAGAGAUUUGCCACCUAAGCCAGUCCACCACAGAGAUCUUAUUAAUCAUCCACUUGGCGAACAGUUCAAGCAGGCUGAAAAAGAUCAUCUUAAGGGACAUGAGGAUAUGUGUACAUGGCAAGAAAUAAGCCGGCAUAAUCCUAAAUGCAAAGGCAGGCAAAUCCUGGAUUGCAAAUGGGUGUACGCGUACAAGUUUGACUAG
Molecule: messenger RNA, 627 nt
Organism: Aspergillus tanneri
Lineage: Eukaryota; Fungi; Ascomycota; Eurotiomycetes; Eurotiales; Aspergillaceae
Exons: 1
Coding region: 1-627 (208 amino acids)
Source: RefSeq, a predicted model, not a curated record